GAAAAGAGAAUUGAAGAGAAAGAAGGAGAUAUUGACUCACGCGAAUUGAGAAGGAUCAAAGGACUACUAUCCUUUAAUAGUGCAGAAGUUCUCCCCGCAACUAUUCCAAAAUUCAACCCGAGCCUACCACUGCCAUCUUCAUCAACAUGGGUUCUACCGCAACAGAGGACGUGGUCCCUGAAAACAAAACACCGUCACCAACCUCCGUGACGAAACUCUACAGACAUGACUGCGAGUACAAUUGUUGUGCUUCUCGUUGGUCCGAAUUCCCCUCCACCGAUGACGAUCAUGUAGCUCUGGACAAGAAGAUCGCUAAGAUUUCGAUCGUGCAUCGUCAUGUCUUCGAAGAGAAACGAUGGGUCACCAAGUCUUUCACGAUCAACAGUCUUCUCAUGCGACAAAUUCUCGUGAAGGCCCUCAGCAAGUACCAAGACCUUGAUAUGGACUUGGAAGAGUGGACUUUUCAACCCCCAUAUGCACCUCUCGUACAUCGCUGGGAACAACUCGCUACUCUUCGAGCUGAGAUGAAAGAUGGACCCGAAAAAAAUGCGGCGGAUGAGUUGAUCAACUUCCUAACUCCCAUCACUGCGUCGGCUGUGGACCACCUUGCCAAGACUCGAGAGACCAAGAAGGUCACUUUUGAGUAUAUUUGGCAGAUCUUGCCUCCUGGUGAGCUGGCAGUGACGAAGCUCUAUGGCGUGGAUACUGUGUGCCGGGUUGUCAAGUAUGAGAAGACAGAGAUUCAGAGAAUCCCAGUCUGGAUCAUUCAUCUCGAGUAUGUUGAUUGGAAUGGACAGAAUUGUGGAUAUGCCGCCACCAAGACGGUCAUAUCAGCCUUCAGUGGUUACCGUCGUGUGACGGGCCUCCCGGUGUAUCCCCUCUCAUUCGAGGAAGAUGUCACGGAGAUCCGUGAGAAGAUGAUAAAGAGGGGACGUCAAUUUGAGAAGUAUCGAGGCUACCACUUCCUGACAUGCAACGGGAAGAGAGUCUUGAUAGAGACUUCCGAGGAGAGAACGGUCACGGGAAGAGUCAUUGUCGAUGCGUUUGCAUACUAUUCGAGUCAUAGCAUUCCCAAGCCUUCCCUUCGUUCACUCGUUGACGAAGAAGAACCCAUCCGGACUCCCAAGCCUCAAAAGGACUGGGAUACCACGGACAUUCCCAACAGUGAUUCGGAUUCGGAGGUCAUGGUUGAGGGCAAUGAGUUGCAGGUAGUGGUGACGAAGGAUACCAACAUCUCUCGUAAUGAGAAUUUUACUGCCAUGACUGAUGAACAUUGCCUACUUGCAACUCCGUGGGUGAAGGGCAUGGACCUCAAAACAAAAGAAUGGAGUCAAUUUCUCGUUGAUGAGCUUGAGGAGAUUGUCUGGAAUGAGAAGGCAUUUGAUAAUCUGGUCCUUCCUGAAGGCGAAAAGGAGCUCGUUUGGGACUUUGUUGAGAGUAAGAAUAUGUCCAACUAUGCUUACGACGACUUCAUCCCAGAGAAAGGUCGAGGUAUUAUUGUUCUCAUGUUCGGACCUCCUGGUGUUGGAAAGACCUAUACUGCCGAAGCAGCUGCCGAGAAAUCUCGAGUCCCACUCUAUUGCGUCAGUGCUGGUGUUCUUGGGACUCUACCCAGCGACGUGGAGAAGACCCUUGAUGAUACUCUUGAGCUGUGCCGCCUCUGGAACGCUAUGCUUUUGCUUGACGAAGCAGAUGUCUUCCUCGGGGCUCGUACGAAUGAAGGCCUUGCGAGAAACGAACUCGUCUCCAUCUUCCUUACCAAGCUCGAAUACUAUCAGGGCAUGCUUUUCCUCACUACUAACCGCAUCGCAUCCAUCGACCGCGCUUUCCAAUCUAGAGUCGACCUCUUCCUCCCCUAUCACGACCUUCUGCCACCGGCUCGUCGCCAGGUUUGGAUUAACUUCUUUAAUCACAUCGGCACGGACAAGUUUGAUGUUAACGAUGCAGACUUGGAUGAAUUGGAGAUUCUAAAGCUAAAUGGCAGAGAGAUCAAGAACCUCAUCAAGAGUAGUCAGUUGCUAGGCUAUAAAAGUGGCGGGAAGGUCGAUGCGGCUAAGUUGAAGAUGCUAGCUCAGAAAAGACUUGCUGCUCUGGAGAAGAUGGAAGAUUAAGUGAGAUAUAUCGCUGUACCAUGGGACAAAAGAUCAUUGGAUUGCAACAAAUGGACUCUCUUCCUUCUUGAUCAUUGAGCGGAUCUGGCAAUACUUCUUGAGUAGUAUGCCGGCUCCGCGGUUUACGGCUAACGAGCCUGGUGAGUUAGGUCUGUGCGCUUCAAGACCAUUUGCUCCCUAAAGAGCCC
Mollisia scopiformis is the source of this 2299-nucleotide messenger RNA. Its product is annotated as P-loop containing nucleoside triphosphate hydrolase protein. Bases 147 to 2111 code for a protein of 654 amino acids. The transcript is spliced from 7 exons. The record is from RefSeq and is a predicted model, not a curated record. Lineage: Eukaryota; Fungi; Ascomycota; Leotiomycetes; Helotiales; Mollisiaceae. Gene Ontology annotation, molecular function: ATP hydrolysis activity; ATP binding.